Molecule: messenger RNA, 1398 nt
Organism: Marmota flaviventris (yellow-bellied marmot)
Lineage: Eukaryota; Metazoa; Chordata; Mammalia; Rodentia; Sciuridae
Gene: Gpa33
Product: glycoprotein A33
Cellular component (GO): plasma membrane
Source: RefSeq, a predicted model, not a curated record
AUGCAGAACACACCUGCCUGCUUCUCCCUGGAGAGCCUUUCUCAGCGCCAGAGCCUGCGUCUAGCUCUGGGGCCGCUGGUCCCACCUGGCCUCGGCAUCUCCUCCCUAGCCGAGGAAGUGGUUUCUCUGAACAAAUGGAUCUUCCUGAUGGAGGCCCUGCUGGCCGUUUCCCCAGGGCCCCCUAAUGUGCUGUGGAGGCCUCAAGCAGCCAGUCUGUCGAGCGUUUCAUUAUCCUCCUUCGAGGGCAUUGCUGCAGCCCCCCUGCGAGCUCAGGGCAUUGCUGCAGCCCCCCCUGCGUGCCCAGCCUGGGCUGAGCCGGUCUGGGUGACCGUCAAUGCCAUCUCUGUGGAAACCCCGCAGGAAGUUCUUCGGGCUGCCAGGGGAAAGAGUGCCACCCUUCCGUGCACCUACCACACUUCUGUCCCUGACAGAGACGGAUUUAUUCAGUGGGACAAGCUUCUAAGGACUCAUUCGGAAAAAGUGGUCAUCUGGACAUUUAAGACCCAAAGCUAUAUCUACGGCGAGCGUUAUGAGAAUCGCGUCAACGUAUCAAGCAAUGUUGGGCAGUCGGACGCCUCCAUCACCAUCGACCAGCUGACCAUGGAUGACAACGGCACCUACGAGUGCUCCGUCUCGCUGCUGUCAGACAUGGUGGGCACCUCCAAGUCACGCGUCCGCCUGCUGGUCCUUGUGCCACCCUCCAAGCCGGACUGCAGCAUUGAGGGAGAGACAGUGAUUGGGAACAACAUCCAGCUGACCUGCCAGUCAGCAGAGGGCUCCCCGGCCCCGCAGUACAGCUGGAAGAGCUACAACACCCAGAACCAGGAGCGGCCACUGGUCCCGCCAGUCUCCGGCCAGACCGUCUUUCUGAAGAACAUCUCCACAGACAUGUCGGGCUACUACAUCUGCACCUCCAGCAACGAAGCGGGGACGGACUUCUGCAACAUCACCGUGGCUGCCAGACCCCCCUCCAUGAACGUGGCCCUGUAUGCGGGCAUUGCUGGGGGCGUGGUGGCAGCCCUCCUCCUCAUCGGCAUCAUCAUUUACUGCUGCUGCUUCCGGGAAAAGGAUGACAAGGAGGUGGACAGGGAGGACACGAGGCCGAACCGGGCGGCUUACCAGGAGCCAUCAGAGCAACUGAGAGAGCUUCCCAGAGGGAGGGAAGAGGAAGACGACUACAGGCACGAAGACCAGAGGAGCUCAGGGCGCGAAUCCCCUGACCGUGCUGGACGGUGACAGGCCGCUGCAGCUGGGUGCAGGGAGGGUCGGGGCGUAGCCUCCUGCUUCUUGGCCUCCUUCUCUCCAGGCCCAGCUCUGUCCUCCAGCCCAGGCAGUGGUGGGAGCACUUCUUCCCCAUGCUUGCUUCUGGGGGCCUGGCUGGCCUGGCUGAAGGAACCC